GUGUGUGUCUAUAUAAAGCCCUGCCACAUCAGUCAGACUGCUCUGCUCCUGCCUCAGACCCACACACACAGCAAACACCCACACCGACUACAAGUAACCAUGGCUCAGCAACCAGUCAGUCUUCCUGCGAAGCUCAUCAACGGAGGUGUAGCAGGGAUGGUCGGAGUUACGUGUGUGUUCCCCAUCGAUUUGGCCAAGACAAGACUUCAAAAUCAACGCAGCAGCCAGCAAGUGUACAAAAACAUGAUGGACUGUCUGAUCAAGACGGUUCGGUCUGAAGGCUAUUUCGGCAUGUACAGAGGAGCAGCAGUCAAUCUGACCCUGGUGACCCCCGAGAAGGCCAUUAAACUUGCCGCUAAUGACUUUUUCCGUCAUCACUUCAGCAAAGGAGAUUCCAGAUUAAGUGUAUUUAAAGAGAUGCUGGCAGGAUGUGGAGCAGGAGUGUGUCAGGUGAUCAUAACCACACCCAUGGAGAUGCUCAAAAUUCAACUUCAGGAUGCAGGAAGGCUUGUGGCUCAGAGGAACGUAGCUGUGAUCCCGGCUCUGAAGCUUGGAGCAGGGAGUACAGUCAUAAACUGUGCCUACAGCCUCGGACCAACCACACACAUCAGAAGAACCUCGGCUAUACAGAUCACGCAGGAGUUACUGCGCACUCACGGCAUUCAGGGACUUUAUAAAGGACUCGGAGCCACGCUAAUGAGGGAUAUUCCAUUUUCUGUUGUCUAUUUCCCUCUGUUUGCUCACCUGAACCAGUUGGGAAAACCAUCCGAGGCUGAAAAUGCACCAUUUUAUUGGAACUUUGCUUCAGGCUGUGGAGCUGGAAGUGUAGCUGCUGUUGCAGUCAGUCCCUGUGAUGUGGUGAAGACCAGGCUGCAGUCGCUCAAUAAAGGCGCACACGAGGAGACAUACACCGGUGUGAUGGACUGUGUCAGUAAGAUCAUUCGUAAAGAAGGCCCUGCUGCUCUGCUGAAGGGCGCCGGCUGCAGAGCACUUGUCAUCGCUCCGUUAUUCGGCAUCGCACAGGUUGUGUAUUUCAUCGGCGUUGGAGAAUUCGUCCUGGGACAGUUUCCCACCUUCAGAAUCUAAAUGCCAUAAACAUUGGAACCACGUGAACAUUAAAGAUAAAAAGUCUCUAAGGCAGCUACACUGUGACCAUUUGGAGAAUGACAUGGUGUGAGUUGGAGAAUUUCUAUGGAAAUGCUAGCAUUAGCAUCUUACAGGUGGCUUUAUUAAGAAGGUCAGAUGAUGCAAUGUUGUUUUUUUAAACAUUUUAAAACAAAAUAUCUCCUCAGUUUCCCUCAGUGAGGGAAGGGAUGCCUUUGGCCACAAUCAGUACUGUUUAUAAUAUGCCUUCAUCAACUUUCCUUCACAAAGUAGAUUAUCUUUGAACUUUAACUAUAUAGUUACAUGCACUGGCUAAAUCAGUUUAGCUGGAAGUUAUGUAGUGAUGUAGAUUUGAUUCCUCAUCUAAAAGAAUUUCACUUCCAAGCCUGACGAAUGUGAAGAAGGGAAGCUGAUGAGGGGAUAUUAAACACACUACUAACCCAAAGCCCACUGUCACCUUCUUCUCGCCUGCCUGGCCCAGUUUGUCUGAGACUUCAGAGGGGAAACAUUACUUUUCAGAGAGUAGCAUUGGACAAUCCUGUUUAAAGUCUGGAGACCAUUUUCACUGGUGUGGUUAUGAUCCUUGAAAGAACAAAGACGAUCCAGAAAGCUCAGAAUUUCAGAUGGAAAAGAAUAAUUUUCGUUUUUUGACUAUGAUCCAGGAUUGCGAUUUUGCUUUUAUUUCAGACCAAGUCAGUGUGAAAAAUGAUUCAUAUAGAGGCUCCUGAGUGGUGCAACAGAAAAGCAUCAUGCUACUAUUUCCAUCCAUGGCCAGAAGCCAUGGCUCUCUCACCCCUGUCAAUCACAGAGACACUAGCCAAUUGUAGACAUUGGUAGACUCAUGGAUGAGGAAGAGGGCAGAUAGUUCUUUCCUUUGAGUGUGUUACUCUGCCCUGUGAUGCACCAUGGAAAAAAAUACGCAGUUGGCUAGCUUGUGUAUGAGAGUUAGCCGUCAGCCUGCGUGGUUGCUAGGGGAGAAAUGGCUGGUGGAUGGGAAUUGGCAGGUGACCAAAUUUGGGGAUAAUUUAAAGAGAAAAUCCCCUCAGAUGCAUAAGUAGAAAACUAUUUUCUCUAACAUUACAGUGUUAAUCAGUGACAUACCUCAGAAUCACACAGUCGUGUCACAAAGUCUGAAUUAACCAACCAUUUUUCAUAGACAAGUUGAUCCUAUGUGCACUACAGACACCCCUGUGUAUUCAAAACUCAUGUUCUUUGAUAUGUGACAGAAUAAACGAAUAGAAUGCCACUUUUUCGGUGAAGAUAUGAAUAAAACACAAAAAUGACA
Molecule: messenger RNA, 2389 nt
Organism: Hemibagrus wyckioides
Lineage: Eukaryota; Metazoa; Chordata; Actinopteri; Siluriformes; Bagridae
Gene: slc25a55b
Product: solute carrier family 25 member 55b
Exons: 9
Coding region: 100-1086 (328 amino acids)
Biological process (GO): malate-aspartate shuttle; aspartate transmembrane transport; L-glutamate transmembrane transport
Molecular function (GO): L-glutamate transmembrane transporter activity; L-aspartate transmembrane transporter activity
Source: RefSeq, a predicted model, not a curated record